AUGAAACCGUCAGCACAAUCAUCCUCUUCCUCCCUCUUCAGUGUUGUUUCUCUUGACCAACAACAACAACAACGUCCCUCUACCUCCAGCCAACCUCUCUCUGACUACUCUUCUCACGUACAAGAGAGUUUUAGAGCUUUCAAGCUCACUAGGAAUAGCGAUGCCGAUGAGAGUGAAUCUCUCAAUGACAUGCUACAGCAAGAAUAUACUCAUCCACAUGAUCACGAUGAUGAUUUGAAUGAGAACGAAGAAAUUUCUCUCAACAACAUGGUCGAUAGCGAUGACGGCUAUACGACACCAACCGAAGACGCAGCUCGAAGACUUCCUUCACUAGUGUCAGAGAACCAAUGGAUCUAUACAACUCCCCAGCGACCGAGAGGUGAGCUGGUGUGCCCAGGAGCUCCUAAGCGAAAAAAGUCUAUAUGGCGGCGCAUCCGACGUUGA
Molecule: messenger RNA, 444 nt
Organism: Naegleria lovaniensis
Lineage: Eukaryota; Heterolobosea; Eutetramitea; Acrasida; Naegleriidae
Exons: 1
Coding region: 1-444 (147 amino acids)
Source: RefSeq, a predicted model, not a curated record